Messenger RNA from Trypanosoma brucei brucei TREU927, 4029 nucleotides. RefSeq names its product ubiquitin carboxyl-terminal hydrolase, putative. Gene Ontology annotation, cellular component: nucleus; cytosol. Gene Ontology annotation, biological process: protein deubiquitination; regulation of protein stability. Gene Ontology annotation, molecular function: cysteine-type deubiquitinase activity; cysteine-type endopeptidase activity. The transcript has a single exon. The record is from RefSeq and is a predicted model, not a curated record. Lineage: Eukaryota; Euglenozoa; Kinetoplastea; Trypanosomatida; Trypanosomatidae. The coding region runs from base 1 to 4029 and encodes 1342 amino acids.
AUGAAUCAGAACAAUUUAUCUUGCGAGGACAGUGAUGUUUCCACUAAUCCUGGAAACGCCUCACCAGGUUCUGGGGAUGAUAGCGGAACAUCUUCUGAGGGACAUCCGUCAUGUGUGGAUAAUUCCGUGUCGCCGUCGGUAUCUUCUCUGUUAUCGCAAGCGGAAAAGAGCGCCACUGAUUCAGUUCAUGCAGAGGAGGAGCACUUGGAAAAAGAUACGGAGUUGAGACAAGGGAUGAAACAGGGAGGGUUUGUAAAGAGCGCUGGACGCGGAAGCAAGGAUCCGCUCGCGCUUGACCAAGCAGUGGCACCCGCGAUACCGGUGCCAUUUGUUGGUCUUAUAAAUGAGGGUUGUACAUGUUACUUGAACUCUCUUCUUCAAAUGUUGUUUCACUUAUGCUACUUCCGAAACGCUGUUUAUCUCACACCAACGGACGCUAAUGAUGAGAGUUGCUCGAUACCUCGUGCGCUGCAAUCAGUUUUCCAUGAGAUGGAGAUACGCCGUACCCCAGUGCAUACAAAAAAGUUGACAGCCGCCUUCGACUGGACUGAGAGCGAGCUUUACUCUCAGCAUGACAUUCAAGAAAUGGCCACGCUGCUUCGUGACAAUCUUGAGGAGCGAAUGAAGGGAUCUGUAAGCGAGGGCGCGAUCAACCGGAUGUUUGAGGGCUAUGGUGAGCAAGUUGUUGCAACACUCGACAAGAGCUUUUGUUCACGCAGCCGGGACACCUUUUACGAUAUCCACCUCCCCCUCGAGGGGCACACCAACCUCAUGGAUAGUUUACGCUCGCUCACAGCGAGGGACAUGCUUGUUGGGGACAACAAGUAUCGCGUUGAGGAACCUGGGAGGGAGCCACAAUAUAAGGACGCACAGAAAAGUUAUGAAUUCCGUCGCUUUCCACCUGUUAUUUGGUUUCAUUUAAAACGGUUCGAAAUGGAUCUCACAUCACCUAUACUGGAGACGAAGAAGGUGAACAGUUACUUGGAGUUUCCCGUGGAGUUGUCCCUCGAGGAAUUGGAACACGAGACUCCCUCAAAUUGGGGGGAAUACGCUACCCAAGUAUUUGCUGGGGAUAUGGGUGAUGAAAAGAAAAUGACGGGAGAUGAUGGGGGUGAGAAGAGGAAGAGGAGAAAAGGAGAUAAUGAAGUGGCAACGGCUAUUGCACGGCCCUUCAGUAGGGAUACACCAGCCGUAUAUGAUCUGCAGGGAGUUAUUGUGCACAAGGGUUCUGUCCGUAGCGGUCACUACUAUUGCUACAUAAGGGAAUGGGAUGCCACUGAGAAGAGGUUUACGCGUUGGUUGGAAUUUGAUGAUGAGAGGGUAACAGUUGUCAGCCAGGAGGUUGCAGUGAAUGACAACUUCGGCGUGCCUGUUCCAACAGAGGGAAGGCCACUCUGGCACAUGCCUACUAAUAAUGCUUAUAUGCUUUCAUAUGUAAGACGUGCCGAUUGUCAGAGGAUGUUUGAACGGCCGAAGAAUAACAUUGUUCCUCAGUGUGUAAGGGAUCAACUUCGGGAGGAAAUCCAGGAGGAGAAACGACGUGAGGAGGAGGCAAACAUGCGUCGCAGAAAAUUGGUGCUAUACGUCCUCACGGAUGAAAUAAUCAGUGAGCAUGUCAAGCGAGUACAACGUGAGACCUUUCCAUCAGAUCCUCGGAUUUGGGAGGAAGUUUGUUUCCGUGUCGAAGUAGAAAAAACUACUCCGCUUCAAAUGGUGUAUGUUUCUGUCGCUGAGUGCGUACCGAACGUUAAAAAGAGGUUCAGGUUUGACGAUUUCCGACUCUGGCUCUCUCCGUGGACAAGCCACAUCCACGUUGCGGUGCCGUUGCAACUGACCGAAUCAACUAAGAAUUGCUCACUCACUGAAUACCUCAACUAUAGGAACGAUGACAAAUCACCACUGAUGCACUUCCUUGUGUACCUACAACGACGGACAACACUUCCGCAGCUUUAUGUACCGAAUACCGCUUCAUUGUUUGUUAAUCAACGGCUUGGGGCUGAGGCGGUGGCUGCGUGCAACGGAUGCACCAUUAUCCUCCCCAAACCAACUCCCAUCAGCAGUAUUACGUUCUACACAAUUUACUUUUCUGAUUAUGCGGCGCCAUGCAACGUGCAUAUUUGCCUGUACGCUGCUGAUGAUCAAAAAACUCCUUGUGAAAGCAAAACAUGUACACUCAGCCGGGACCUAUGCAUGUUUGACGUGAACUCCACGGGGCAAAAAAUCGCAUUAAUCCGGUGCGCUGUGAGAGGUUCGCUAGCGUGGGUCUAUUUAUUAGCAAACGAAAGACCCUCAAUGUCGUCGUUACGGGUGACAUAUGGGUGUGAAGGGGAGGGGAUCGAAGAAACUAACAUUUCGUCUCUCCCCCGUAUUGACAGGUGUGCUGUUUUGGUCUUUCUCAAAUAUUUCAACCCCGUCACCCGCCACGUUGCCUACGCAGGAUCGGCGAUGAUUCCACUGCACGCAACAGUUGCCGAUUGUGGGCGAGUGUUGCUACGUCUUUUGGGUGAGGACCCUGACUUAGUUGAUACUCUUCUAAUAUAUGAGGAAAGCCAGUGCCAAAAUGUACUACUCGAUAAUGAGAAGACUCUCCAGAACUCUGGUAUCAUAGUUGGUAGUGUACUGAUUGCGCAACAACGCAAUUCGCGUGUGCACUCAUAUACUGAUGUAAACGACUAUCUGCUUAGUUUGCCAAACUUUAUCCAUGUGAAGGCCACCCAUUCCGUCUUUGAGGAGCGCUACAUGUUUUCGGAAGAAGACUCGGGUUAUGAGGCUGAUAAUGUUGAAGGAAGUGAUGAUUGCGUUGUACCAGCAAGGCCAGCCGUCGUGGAGGCGUCAAUUCCCAUGUCCGAUGCGGACAGUGAGGUUCGCGGACAGACGACGUUCUACCCACCAAGGAACUUUCACGUCAUCAAAGCAUAUAUGCUUACAUUAGAUAGCCAGUUGAAGUACGAUGAGGUCUGUGAAGCAAUUGGUACUGCAAGCGGACAUGACCCAGCUUUCAUUCGGUUGUACAAAGGUACUUGCGGUGGCAAUCCCAACUGUGGGGAGAUAUUAACGCCAGAGGUGGACCCUGCACCCAGCGAUAUGGUCCUUUCAGGGUUAUUGUGGGGUAACCGUGUGGAUGUCAUCUUUUUUGAGGUACUGCGCGAGCCACGACGCGUGGUGGAGUGUCGCCCGCGCCUCGUAGUGACGGUACGGGGUCGGAAGAAUGAGGCAAUAUACAAGGAGAAGCUUGUGGUUCCACAGGGUACCACAGUUGGUGAUGUGGUAGAACAGGCAGUUCGGCGAUGUGCGAUAACUGUUGAGCGCACAUUUUGUUCUGACGGGGGAGCAGGGGUCGCCUUGGAUGCUGGCGGUAGUGUCAACAGAUGCAGCAGAAGCAGAAGCAAUAACAGUGAGGUGAUAAGUUCACAGGUUAUCACUCCUUUUGUCAUUUCCCCUCACUACCUUGCACUUGUCGUCGACCCCCGCGAGCGUCUAAUCAACUGCAUCAUCGAAGUGCCCGUUAUGGAAGACGGCACAUGUGACUGUAAUUGUUUUAUCGAUGACUUGGUUUCACAAGCGGUGGCUGCAUACGGAACCGCCGGUCUCUGUGCCCCAGUGGAGCCACUAACAAUUUUUGUUGUGCCUGCUCCGCCGCUGCAGAAGGAUCAGUUCCGGAUUGCUUGCUGUCAUGGUGAAGUAUUUGCUGACCGGGAUGACAGUCUCCCACUAAUGUUUGGGCAGCCUUUUGUUGUUACGGCAGAUUACCACGCAACUGUAGAGACACUGCGGGAUAUCCUCCUUGAGUACACGGGUGUUCCCGCUAAUGAAGUUGUGCCUUUACAACGUGGUGUUGUUGUCAUAGCCACAAGGCGAAGCGUUUUCCUUCCUUGGAGCGAAUGUUUCUUUGAAUUUGUGAGGCGGGAAGAGAGAAAAAGGGGUCCAUUCACUCCGUCACUGCUGCUAAACCACCGUCGGCCGAGAGAAAAACCGGGAUCGCGGUACGUGGCGCAGGCUGCUCCGGCGUUACGUAUUUCAAGAAGGUGA